Messenger RNA from Cinclus cinclus, 2886 nucleotides. RefSeq names its product D-glutamate cyclase (gene DGLUCY). Gene Ontology annotation, biological process: glutamate metabolic process. NCBI's taxonomy places the organism in Eukaryota, Metazoa, Chordata, Aves, Passeriformes, Cinclidae. The coding region runs from base 1 to 1902 and encodes 633 amino acids. The record is from RefSeq and is a predicted model, not a curated record. The transcript has 13 exons. Gene Ontology annotation, molecular function: D-glutamate cyclase activity.
AUGACAUCAAGAAUGGCUUGUUUAGAAUUAAAGAAAAAUUUGGAGGAUGAAGAGAUGCUUUUGACAGGAGGCUUGAAAUCUCUUCUUCCCCAUGUGCUAAGAAGAAUAAUUCGAUCCAACAGACUCAGUAUUAGUAAUACUUCUGGAAUGGCAGAAGGCUAUAAACAGGCAAAUGUUGUGAUUUUGCACAAGUCCCUGGCUGAUGACUUUGAGAAGUUCUGCCAUGCAAACAAUGGACCCCUGCCACUGCUGUACAGAAGUCAACCAGGUGACUGGAAAUGUCCUUCCCUGAGUAGUGAUUCUGAUAUCAGAACUGACUGCCUCCAGUACAGAAAAUAUGAGUAUGGAACUUGUACUGCAACACUGAAUAGCCUUACGGAAUAUUCUGAACAACUCAAGGACAUGGUGACAUUUUAUUUAGGCUGCAGCUUCUCUUUUGAAAAAGCAGUCCAAAAAGCUGGCAUUCCUAUCAGAAAUGUUGAGCAAAAAUGUAAUGUAAGCAUGUACAAAACAUCUGUGCCUUGCUACAGCAUUUCUAUGUUUCACUGCAACUUAGUAGUCACAAUGAGACCUAUUCCUGAGAGCAAGUUGGGAGCAGCUGUGCUGGCAACAUCUGAAUUAAAAGAAGCCCAUGGAGCACCAAUUCACAUAGGUGACCCUGGUCUGCUGGGAAUACAAGAUCUUUCUAAACCAGACUAUGGAGAUCCAGUUCACCUUCACCCUGGUGAUAUUCCAGUGUUUUGGGCCUGUGGAGUAACAGGAGUAGAAGCAAUUAUCAACUGCAGAGCUCCAUUAGCUUUUACUCAUUCUCCUGGCUGCAUGUUCAUUACUGACAUAAAGAAUGACAAUGUCAGAUCCUCAGGAGGAGUCCCACAGAUCCACCGCAUCUCUCAAGAUCCUCUGCAUUUCAGUAUUGUGUCAGCAGAAGCAGCCCAAAAGAUAAAGGCUCUAGAGACCCUAAUUGGAAUAGAUCCAGGAGAGAGGGGCAUAAGGCACCUGCAGCAGCAGGGUGAGCUGCUGGGGUCCUGCCUGGCCAUGUCCCACGCACGCUCCGUGCUGAUAACCACGGGAUUUCCCACCCACUUCACCCACCAGCCACCCGAGGAGAACGACGGCCCCCCGGGAGCCCUUGCCAUUGCAGCUAUGCUGCAGGCCUUGGAGAAACAGGUUGCCAUAGUUACAGAUCAGAGAGCCAUGGAUCUGAAUAAAAAGAUUAUUGAAGAAGCUGUUCAACUAGGAAUCCUGAAGAAACCCAUCCCUCUGUUGAGUUAUCAAAAGGAAAGUGCUGAUUCAGCUUUAAAGUUUUUGUGUGAGAAUGAGAAUCCUGGAAGACCUAGAUUUGAUCACCUGGUAGCAAUAGAGCGUGCUGGGAUGGCUGCUGAUGGCAAUUAUUACAAUGCCAGGAAAGUUAACAUUAAACAUCUUGUGGAUCCCAUAGAUGAACUAUUUUUAGCUGCACAAACCAUUCCAGGAGUCACAACAACAGGUGUUGGAGAUGGAGGAAAUGAAUUAGGAAUGGGCAAAGUAAAAGAUGCUGUAAAGAAGCACAUAAAAAAUGGAGAUGUUAUAGCUUGUGAUGUUGAAGCUGAUUUUACUGUUGUAGCUGGGGUCUCUAACUGGGGUGGCUACGCCAUUGCCUGUGCUCUGGAUGUGCUGCGCCGCUGUGAGAUCCACGACCGCUACCUGCGCAGAGCUCUGGGCUUCCCGCGCACGCCGAGCCGGAGGCUCUGGCAGCCGGCGCUCCCAUCUGUCACCAAGGAAGAAAAGCUUCUGAAAACACUUGUGCAGCUUGGGGUCCGCAGUGGCAAAACUGCCAGUCUAGAGAUGGAAGUGGAUGGGCUGCCCUUCUACAACACCCAUUCUCAUAUGAUUGAAAAGCUUCUGCAGGAAGCACAGCAGUGACUGCCCCUAAUGAUUUCUGCAUCAAGAGUUGCUCUUAUUCUUGCAUUUCCUUAUUCUUGAGGCUCUCACAAGGUGUAAAAGAUUAGCAAAAGUUGAGUUUCUAUCUCUGGUGUCUUGAUCAUGCACAGCCUUUCAUUGUUAUCUUUUCAACAUCUCUAUGGAACACAAAGACUAUAUCAUCCACUUGGUCUGCCUUUCUUUUAUGUAAUUUUAUAAAGGAAAAUUAAUAUUAAAUGAUAUUAUAUAAUAAGAGGUGAUCUGGCUUUUACAAAGAAAGCAUGAAUGAGAUAUUAUUGCACUGCUGUUCUUGUUUUACUAACCUCAUAACUGCAACAGGAAGUAACUCCUGUAGCAAUUUGAUUGUAAAAAUGCUUGUGGUGAGGAAAACAGCUACAGUAGAGAGGGAAGAUUCAAAACAAAACUGGAGUGUUACAGUAGUGAGAGCUCCAUUGCACACUUCCUGUAGCCCCUCUACCCCUGUGUUCUUAUAGUGGGGGAUAGUUUGUGGAAGUGUGAGGAGAUAAGGAGAAAAUUUUAACUGAGCUAAUGAAAAUAAAGGCAGCAUUGCAGAUCUUCUGUGUAAAAGGUUGGCUGUGCCAUUAACCCCUGUCUAUUAGUAGUUUGCCACUUAUAUAUUUUGCCACUUUAUGGAUAAUAGAGAAAAGUUUUAGAUAUUUCACAGUAUCCUGUUGUUCCGAAGACAUUAUUGAAUACAAAAAUAAUUAUUUAAAUUAAUUAUGAUAAAUUGAAGUAUGAUUAAAAAUAAAUAAACAUUUGCAUUCACUAUGAAAUAACAUUAUGCAAAUAAACUUCUACUUGAGUUCUGAAUUCCUGUUGUAGAAAUUCAGCUCCUGACAAGACCAAGUGAAGUCUGUCACACAGGAUUACAAACACUGAAGCAGUACACAACUAAUGGUUGUGAGCUGUGCCCAGCUGUUGUCAUUUAAAGCUGUAAUUUUACCUUAGCUCCAGGUGAGUGUCAGG